Molecule: messenger RNA, 1890 nt
Organism: Oryza brachyantha (malo sina)
Lineage: Eukaryota; Viridiplantae; Streptophyta; Magnoliopsida; Poales; Poaceae
Product: protein HLB1-like
Exons: 14
Coding region: 169-1605 (478 amino acids)
Molecular function (GO): protein binding
Source: RefSeq, a predicted model, not a curated record
CGUCGUCGCCUCCGUUUGCUUCGCCAUUUUUUUUUUCUUCUUUUCCUCUUCUCCAUUUGAUUUUUCGCCGAGUCCAGCGCGCGAGUCUAGAGGCGAGGAGUGAGACCACCCCUCGCGCGCGCCCGCGCGCUCGCAGAUCCUGCUGCGGUGGCCCGGUCCGUCCGUACGAUGGAGGAGGAGCCCGCGUCGGGGGGAGCGGGCGGCGUCUCGAACGGCGCGGCGGAGGUGGCGGUGGUGGAGGAGGAGGAACCUCCGCGUUCGGCGACGGCGAAGCAGGAGGAGGCGAAGGCGGCGCUCGGGGCGGAGGGGUCCCGCCCGUUCACCAUGCGGGAGCUCCUCGUGGAGCUCAAGGAGGACGGCGAGGCCUCGGCCGGGAGCGGCGGCGGCGUGAGGUCGGCGUUUGGGGAGAGGAACGGGAUCGGAUCCGCGGAUGGCGAGGGUUCGUCGUACAGCCAAGACAGUGUUCAGCAGUUUUCAUCCCAUCAUGACGUAGCAAUGGACUUAAUAAAUAGUGUCACUGGAGUUGAUGAGGAAGGCCGUUCUCGCCAGAGGAUUCUUUCUUUUGCUGCCAAAAGAUACAUAAAUGCAAUAGAAAGAAAUCAUGAUGACCCUGAUGCAUACUAUAAUUGGGCCCUAGUCCUCCAGGAGAGUGCAGACAAUGUGGAUUCAAAUUCUAGUUCCUCCAAAGAUGCAUUGCUGGAGGAGGCUUGCAAAAAGUAUGCUGAAGCUACCCGUCUUUGCCCAACUCUUUACGAUGCAUAUUAUAACUGGGCUAUUGCUAUUGCUGAUCGGGCUAAAAUGCGAGGUCGUACUAAAGAAGCUGAAGAGCUCUGGAAGCAGGCAAUAUUGAAUUAUGAGAAGGCUGUCCAGCUAAAUUGGAAUAGCCCACAGGCUCUUAAUAAUUGGGGUCUUGGACUACAGGAACUGAGUGCAAUUGUUCCGGCUCGUGAGAAGCAAACCAUCAUAAAAACAGCUAUAAGUAAGUUCCGUGCUGCGAUUCAACUGCAAUUUGAUUUCCAUCGUGCAAUAUACAAUCUUGGGACGGUCUUGUAUGGUUUAGCUGAGGAUACAAUGAGAUCUGGGAAGCCAGGCGUCUCCCCUAGCGAGCUUUACAGUCAGUCUGCUAUCUAUGUUGCAGCUGCCCAUGCACUUAAGCCAAAUUACUCGGUCUACCGCAGUGCUUUGCGAUUAGUCCGUUCAAUGCUGCCUUUGCCUUAUCUCAAAGUGGGGUAUCUGACUGCUCCUCCAGAAGACACUGCCAUUGCACCACAUAAAGAUUGGGAGAGGUCACAGUUUGUUUUGAACCAUGAAGGACUCGAGCAGGCUGAUGCCUCAGACCAGCCGCCAUCACAGUCACCUGGGCAUGUGGAUAGCAGCAGAAAGCUUUUCAGGAUUGUUAUUGCAGACAUUACCUCUGUGUCAGCAUGCGCUGAUCUAACACUGCCACCUGGAGCUGGACUUUGCAUUAAUACUAUCCAUGGCCCAAAAUUCUUGGUCGCUGAUAACUGGGAGGUCGUUGAUAGUUGGCUAGACGCAAUACGCCUAGUCUACACCAUAUUUGCAAGAGGGAGAAGUGAUGUUCUUGCUGGCAUUAUUACUGGCUGAUGGCUUAUUGCUAGUGAAACUGCCAACGAAUAUAGGCCAAGAGAAUGUAGCAUCCUUAUAUAUAUUCACUUAUAUAUUCAGUGACACCGAUUUUUCUUAUAGGACUAGGAGUAUAUCCCGGAAUCUGAUAUAUCUCAGUAGGCGUAGUAACAUUUCUUCUUUUAGGUGACGCCAAUUUUCGUUUGUAAACUCAGUGGCGUAGCUAAUUAAACUGUGGCAUUGUUCUGUCAUGGUACAGUGUGUGCUGUAAGGGAAAUAAAGCCGUAGCAUGCGCUACUUUGUGAA